Molecule: messenger RNA, 2514 nt
Organism: Aphanomyces invadans
Lineage: Eukaryota; Oomycota; Saprolegniomycetes; Saprolegniales; Verrucalvaceae
Exons: 2
Coding region: 963-2492 (509 amino acids)
Molecular function (GO): metal ion binding
Source: RefSeq, a predicted model, not a curated record
GCAGACUUGUGAUGCAAGGUCAGCCAAGGGAAUUCGACGGUGGGCACCGCGCGGGACUGCGCGGUCGCCCAUUCCGUCAGACAGCGACAUGGAAGGGGGGAAUGGAAUACUUCUGCCGGAGCCGUGUGCGCCAAGCACCCCUCCAGCUGAUUCUUGCGACGAGCAUUACCGGAGCGAAGUCGACGAUUCCAACACAUGGUUCGAUUGCCGCUGGAGCGCAGCACCCCGCUCGUGUCUCACAACUCCUGACACACGGGUGCGGGAUUUUGGUGCCUCUAGUCUCGUUCAUGCGGCAACGGGUCUCGCUUCCCGCCUUGGGAUUCGAUAGGGAGUCCGCCGCCAGCGGCGACGUCGACCUCGGCCGGUCGUCGUCCGCACCUCGUCAUGUCCUAGCCAGCGCUCGGUCCCAAGGUCGCAGCAGCGGGAGCCGUCGAACAUGCCCUCUUGGAACACGAUCGACGUUUCCAAUCCCACUCUUCUUAAUGUAUAUCUGGGGCAUUCCAGCGCUCGAGACGAUGCACGGCCAUCCAACUCCCAAACGUUCUCCGCAUCGGCGAUCGCAGCGCUGGCGCGAUGCGCGACGAGUCCUCGUGUGGCUCGACCAGCGUGGCCAGCGCUAGCUCGAGCGAGUCGUUUGGUGCCGCGUGUAGUCGAACUAACUAGUCUACGGAUGCGAAGCCCAUCCCCUUCCAGCUCCUGCUUCUGUGUCAAGUACUAGCUGCGGCCGCGGGAGGAGCAAGGAGCGGGUACGACCCAGCCGCACGCAGACACAGCCUCGUCGGCACGUCCGCAGAGCCCAACGGGGUUUUGUGUAAGGCCAGCAAGUGCAAGGGGAUGUUGCCGGCAACAGUUGGCUUGGAAAUCCACACAGGCGACAUGGAGGCCAGCGCAGUUACCAACGCCGUCUCCAACAAGCAGCGCGGCCGCCGACGUCGUGACUCAUUUCGGAAUUCUUGAAGAGCAUGAAGACGGCGCGCCGCCUGCAAUGCCCAGCCGCCAACUUCCCGCUGCCGCCCAACUACUUUGACACACAGGCCCUGGAUGCCACGACCCACGACACAAUCCUCCACAUUGCACGGACGUGCAGCGCCCAGCUCGUCGACACCGUCCACGCGAUGGACGACCUCCUCGUGUACGCGAUGCACACAGACGCCGCGUCCCAGCGCCGCAUGAAGCUCGUCCUUGGCAAGGACGGCUACGAUGCGUCGCUGGCGUGCAUGGCUGGCCACAUGCAGUUUCAUGCACCGUUGGUCGCGGUGGCGUCGUUCUUUCGAGCAGAGUGCCUCAGCCGCGCGGCCAACGAUGGCCUGGUCGUCGAUGGUCAGACCCUGUACACACUUGCGGCACCGACGCUGGACGCCCCCCUCCAGUACACCACGAUCAAAUGGGUAGCGCACAAGUUGCCGUCGGGCCGCCAUCGCGACUACUGCUACCUCGAGAGCCACCGAGCAUUCAUCGAUCCCAAGUCGUCCAGGCGGGGCUGGCUGCGUGUGCUCCAUUCGUUGGACGUCCCUGCGUGCCCGCCACUCCCGUCGUCGUCGGGCGUGAAGCGGUCCAAGUGGUUUCGGUCCGGCCAUGUCUUGCUUGAGAAUGCCGGGUCCGGGUUGCUCGAUUGCUACGCCAUGCUCACCGUCCCUACCGACCUUGCGCCGACCGCGCACGAGCACCACUCGAUGAGCUUCAUGCGGUCGUGGGUGACGCAGGUUAUGGCUGUGCCGAACGUCUUGCUCACCCGACGCCUCGCGACCAAAUCCCUCGUGCCCACCGACGCGCUCCGGCCCAAGGACUCGGUCAAGUCGUGCAUGCUGUGCACGGCGCGGUUCCGCUUGUUCAGCUCCAAGCACCACUGUCGGGCAUGUGGCCACAUCGUGUGCUCGAAAUGCCACAUCACGUGGACGAUGGCGACGCUGCGCAUCUGUCUUCGAUGCGCCGACAGCAACACGACCAAGUCAUGUGCGUGCGACUCGUUCCUGAUGACCCAUGGACGCUCCACUGUGGCGUCCUGCGGCCGCCACCGGGACGGCGAGCUCUCGACACUGUCCAACAGCGACGUGCUCGAGCCAGCAUCGUGUCCAGAGCCGAUGCCGCGCGAGAGCUCCGACUUGACCAAAUCGAGGUCGUCGGCCCGGCUCGGCGCAUUGUCCAUCGAGCCCUCGUGUCCCCGCGUCCCCAUCAAUUACGACCACGUGUUUGAUAUGUCCGUGCUGCAGCAGCCGCCACCGACCCAGGAUUCAGCGGCGAGCCACCGCAUCGUCGACAAGCCCGAGUUGUCCAUCCCGCUGUCUCGUUCGGAAGACGACCGGUCGAGCUUCUCGGAAGCAAUUGUCGACGUCGAUGCAUUGCUGCUCAAGUCGCGGCGGCGAGCACAUUCGUCGCUCGAGCUUCCGUCGACUCAUGCCGACAACGUUGUCGCGCUCCACGAUCUCCUUGAACAACUCUACGACGGCAAGAGCGACGCCGUCCAGAGCGUCUACCGCGAUCUCGUCGCCUAAUACAACACGACCUCCAUCCUCC